Molecule: messenger RNA, 5296 nt
Organism: Paramormyrops kingsleyae
Lineage: Eukaryota; Metazoa; Chordata; Actinopteri; Osteoglossiformes; Mormyridae
Gene: slc24a4b
Product: solute carrier family 24 member 4b
Biological process (GO): intracellular calcium ion homeostasis; calcium ion transmembrane transport
Cellular component (GO): plasma membrane
Molecular function (GO): calcium channel activity; calcium, potassium:sodium antiporter activity
Source: RefSeq, a predicted model, not a curated record
GCAGGCGGUCACGUGUCCGUGCGUGACACCAUCCAAAAGUUGCAGUUGCAGGAAAGAGCGGAAUUUAUCCCGUGAUUGAACAGCAGCGCACACUGGAUGCCACCUGGGAGGUCGGAUCUGGUGAUCCUCCCCGCCACUACCUGUAUCUCGGCUUGGGAAACUGGGGGAGGGGUUAAAAAAAGCCGAAGGUGCCAUGGGACACGACUACGCUAUCCUGGAACAAUUAACCUUGAUAUGAAACCUGCUUGCUGCUAAUUAAUGACGAGGCAGUGAGGUGCGCGCGUUCGGCUGCCGGCUGUUAGAUCGCCGUGCGCGGUCUCAGAAUAAUUACAUUUUUGCAAAGCUGCUUGUCCACUCCAAGCAAUCGGAUCUCGCUUACCGGUCCACAAAACUGGGAAUCUACGACUGACAAUAUAAAAAGACCUGCACUACUGGCGGAAGAAUUAUAAAACUGGGAAAAUCUAAAUAUGUGUUUAUAAUUAUACACGGAUUCUGCCGUGCGUUGCCACAGCUGAUCUCCUAAUUGCUUGGCUGUGUGGGGCAGGGGAUUCUCACAAGCUGUUUUCGUAAUCCAGCAUCUGAACGGCAUCGUACCGGCACACAUGCGAACUGUCCGCUGUCGGUGGACCUCGGAGCCUGCACCCGGUUUGCGUUUGACGGGGACCGCAUCUAGACCGCGUCCUCCGCGAAGCCAACUUGGGCCACCUAUGCGGUGUCUCCCUUUGCGAUUAAGCGGCACCGAAAAGUAGAGAAGAGUCCGCGUCGCUUGCGGCCAUGACCAUGGAGCCGGACGGGAACCUGAGCGUGUCUAAAAAGACUGUGAUCGCCAAGAUCUUCAAAGUUCGCAAGCGGAGGGAGAUGCUGUUCGUGCAGGUCUGUUUCAUCUGCAGUGUCCUCUUCAUGGCGUGGUGCAUGUCAGCGCUGCUGACAAAAACAGGUCAUGGGAUGAUCGUGGAAGGGAUCCCCGUCGAGCAUGAGCACGAGUACUGGGGCCGCCGGCUGAUGGCUGCAACUGGUACCAACCACACAGAGGAACGUAACUGCACUGAGCCAGCGAUCCAGGAGUUCCCCGAAGACUUGUUCUCCAACACCGAACGGAAGCAGGGAGCGGUGUCGCUGCACAUCCUGGCGGCCCUGUACAUGUUUCUGGCCCUUGCCAUAGUCUGCGAUGACUUCUUCGUGACGUCGCUGGAGAAGAUCUGCGAGAAGCUGGACCUGAGCGAGGACGUCGCCGGGGCGACCUUUAUGGCCGCGGGCAGCUCCGCCCCCGAGCUCUUCGCCUCCAUCAUAGGGGUCUUCAUCACCCACGGCGACGUGGGCGUGGGUACUAUCGUCGGCUCUGCGGUCUUCAACAUCCUCUGCAUCAUCGGUGUUUGUGGGAUCUUCGCCGGCCAGGUUGUGAUGCUCACCUGGUGGUCGGUGUUCCGGGAUUCCUUUUACUACACUUUGUCUGUGGUGGCGCUGAUAGUGUUCAUCUACGAUGAGAAGAUAGUGUGGUGGGAAAGCCUUAUUCUGGUGGUUAUGUAUGCAGGCUACAUCAUCACCAUGAAAUUUAACACAAGCCUGCAGAAUUUCUUCACAGGGAAGUCCAACAAGAAUGUUGCCAAUGGCGACACAAUGAGAAGCGAGCUGGAGGAGGGUAAUGAUCAUUAUGAUGGUAGUUGGGAUGACCCAUCGUUGCCCUUGCUGAGUCCAGCUGAAGGCAUUCCUGUUCUCUCAGUGAAGCCCAGCAGGAAUUACACCCGCGGCUCCGUGGUGAUGGUGGAUGAGAUCAUGAGCAGCAGCCCUCCCAACUUCCGCUUCCCGGAGGCUGGCCUGCGGGUCAUGAUCACCGACCACUUUGCACCCAAGACACGUCUCCGGAUGGCCAGCCGGCUCAUCAUCACCGAGCGACAGAAACUGGUCCAGUCCGCAAACGGAGUGGAGUCUGUGGUGGUGAUGGGGAAGCUGGAAAUGGAGAAUGGGAAUGUACCGGAAGAUAAGCCGGAGGAGAGUGACCUGUCCUCACCGUUCACCAUACCAGGGGGUGUGAUGAACAAGGUAAAAUGGAUAAUCUCCUGGCCGAUUCUGCUGCUGCUCUACUUUACGGUGCCAAACUGUGCGAAGCCACGAUGGGAGAAGUUCUUCAUGCUCACCUUUAUUCUGUCCACACUCUGGAUUGCUGUCUUUUCAUACUUCAUGGUGUGGAUGGUCACGAUAAUCGGGUACACCCUGGGAAUCCCUGACGUCAUCAUGGGCAUUACCUUCCUGGCAGCUGGCACCAGCGUUCCCGACUGCAUCGCCAGUCUCAUCGUAGCCCGACAAGGCCUGGGGGAUAUGGCGGUCUCCAACACCAUCGGCAGCAAUGUCUUUGACAUCCUGGUGGGUCUGGGCUUGCCCUGGGCCCUGCAGACCAUGGCGGUCUCCUACGGCUCUGAGGUGCGGAUAAACAGCGCUGGGCUCGUGUACUCGGUGGUACUUCUGCUGGGUUCUGUGGCUCUCACAGUUUCGGGGAUCCACUUCAACAAGUGGAAGCUGGACUUUAAGCUGGGGGUUUACGUCAUAGUGCUCUACGCCGUCUUCCUCUGCUUCUCCAUCAUGAUCGAGUACAACGUCUUCACCUUCGUCAACCUGCCCAUGUGCCAAGAGGACCACUAAGAUUUGCUGGCUCCAUCCCAGUCCAAACCAUACCUCUCAUCUGUUCUCACCAUUCCAAUUGGCCUGACCCAGCCCGCUGAGCCUCAGUCUGGUUCCUGAUCUUGUAACCCCCCCCCCCCUCCAUUCUGCCAUUCUUUGUGAGAAGAAUGGUCUCCAGAACCUCCUCUCCACCUGGGGAAAUGGGACUCCUCCAUAAAAGAUCCUGCUGUGUUCCAGCCCCAGGGCUGCCCAGGUCCCCCACUGAGGCCCACAGGAACCUCCCCAUGGCCGCUUUCUUCCUCUCCCUCUUAUAGAUGGGACUCCAGAUGGCGUUCUGUCCGCCACCGUCGCUCCGCCCCCUUCGUGUCUCUAGGAGCCCGCAGCUCCAUCACUCGACCUCUGCUGCAGAGGAUUGCCAAUGACUCUUAAAAUUCUACGAGAAUGCAAUCUGGCAGCUCAAAUGUUGAAUGGAUGCCAUAAGUUGAUUGUUUAAACUAAUAAUAUUGACUGCAUGAUGUGUACUUCCUUUUUUAAAAUUAAGAAUUAUUUCCUAGGAUCAAAACUUUGACAGCUGGAAUAAAACACUGAUACCUUGUGAUGCGGUGAGCUUGGGAGGGGUCUGGGCCUCUCGUGUAGUUGGGGAAAGGAACAGCAGGGUUGGUGCCAGGGGGCUUUGCCCUGUGAGGGUGUCCCCCCUGUGAGGGUGUCCCCCGUCAACUCUGGCUGUUGACAGGACCCGUGUGAUGCAGAUCGUAAUUUGAGAAGCAGGACUCACAUUUUUGCGUCUGUGUGUGGGCGGGUGGGGUUGGUUUGCAUGAGAACCUUUCCCCACUGGUCUGUGUGGCACGACGACUCCAGGGUCAGUGUGUGGGCAUUUGCUUAGCUGGUGUUUAGCUGUCGUCUUGAAAGCUCAUUGUUUCCAUUCAGGGACUAUUUCACUUCCCAUUGUGGCACUGGGUUGCACAAUGUCUAUUGCACAUGAAUCCGUCCACUGCGUGGGCACUGGAAUGGAACUCCCCCCCCUAAAGAGCAUGUUGAGUGGCAAGGACAUAGGGCAGGGUCUCUUGGUGUCCUUUCUGGAGGGGGGGGGGGGGCGUGUCAGUGACUAUCUCCAUCUGUAAGAAUAUGGUUGGCCUUGCAUCCUGUGCGUGUGCAGUGUGUGUGUUCAUCUAGGACAAUUUGACCUUCUUUGUGUGUAAGUCACUCCUACAUUCGACUCUUACCGUUACCUUUCUGUGUGUUUCUGUUUCUGUGUGUCGCGGUGACCCCAAUUGUAGGUGUUUGGCUGUCUGGGCUACUUGGUGCUUCUUGUAGCAGGAUCUAUAAAGCACUAAUAGGGACGUUUUGUUUGGGACUAUUGCACUUUUACUCAGCUGCUGCCCUGUCCUCCCAUUUUGAACCAGUGCUUCCUUUUGUGCAGUUGGUCUCAGCAGGGCUUUGCUGCCUGCAUUUGUGGGUGGGAAAUGUUUAUUUUCUUCCUCGUUUCUCCCCCCACAAUUUUUAGAGUCCUUUCCCAGUGAUGGCAUUUAGAGGAUCUGCGAUUUUAACAUCAAUCGGAACAUGCAGCGCAUGAACACUAGGUGGAGCUUUUGCUGCAGAGAGACUGGCAGCUGCAACCGAAACCGCAGCUGGGACCUUGGCCUUCAUGGGAGUGGGAGGAGUCGCAGUGCCUGUGAUGAGUUUAUACAUCUGCUCUGAUUUGGCACCACAGUAGCCUCCCUGUACCUGUAUCUGCUUCUUCAAAGUUAGACAGGCAGUGUGAUGUUCAGUCCUCGGCCCACUGUGGGGUGGGGUUCUCUGUGAGGGCAUGACUGAACCAAAAUCAGCUUCCUUCUAGAGGCUGGGAAUAAGUACCCUGCCGUAGUUGCAUGUGCCCGGUGCUGAGGUUUUCAUUUCAUAGUUCAUCUGCCACAGCUUUGAUUCCCAUCUUUGACCUUCAGUACCAGGAAAUGUAUAAAAAUCUGAAGUGCUGAAACACAGCCGCUGUGGAACGGAGGGGAACCAUUUCCUGCAUGCAGCUGAGUUUUCUCUCUUGCGAAUAUAUGAGGGCGUUACUCUAUGCUUCCAUUCUGCGGGCUUUUAGGUGGACAUCUUCAGCUUAAAAGUGCAAUAUCGAUACUGUUUGGUGCAGAGGUGGGAGGCUUCCGGUCUUCCUGAUGUUUUGUGGACUGUAUCCCAGAAUCCUCAGGCUGCGAUUUUUCGCUCUGGGAGGGAAUGACCACGCUGCACAGCAUGCUUCCUUUUCCCCAUCAGCUGUUGCGGAUGAGUGUGAUCUUUGCUGCCAGUUGAUCGGAGGGUCUACAGACGUAGACUAAUCUGGUGCCUGUGUGGCUUGAAGACAUAGCAACUGCAUGCCGGAGGUGAAAGCCCACCCCCCCAGGUCGUCGCAGUAAUUGCGAUGCCGUGUGGUCAAUUUCAGGCCUUAAAAAAAAAAAAAGUUAUCUGUAUCCAAACACAAUGUAACGCUAUUAUUUUCCCCGGAUGCUCUUAAAGCUCUCCGUGUACAAUGUAGUGGCCAGUGUGCACUGGGCUUCCUGCGUGUACGUUCAGUUGCAAAUGCAGUGGUUUUUGUGCAGACACCUGAGAGAUGCGUGAGCCUGAAUGAAUGAAUGUGACUUUGCACACUGUGAGGGCAAUGUGAUGUAGGGUCAUUUUGUCAAAAUAAAUGGUUUAAAAAAAA